This is a messenger RNA of Knipowitschia caucasica, 744 nucleotides long. Lineage: Eukaryota; Metazoa; Chordata; Actinopteri; Gobiiformes; Gobiidae. The record is from the annotation of a GenBank genome assembly.
AUGUACUUCUACCUGGUCACUGCGUCUGUGGAAUACUCCGUGGCCUUCCCUGUGAACCUGUGGGCCUUUGUCUCCAUUGUCUCAAACCGAAGACCCGCCGUGGAGCGAGAGGUGCUGAUCCUGAACCUGCUGCUGAGCGAGAUCCUGUGCUCGCUCUGCUUCCUCCUCUGGCUCCUGCAGUUCUUCACACCGAUGUCAGUCUUCACUCCACUCAUUAACUUCUACCAGGGCUCCAUGUCUGUGGCCCGGACCCUGUUCCAGUGGCACCUCUGCACCGACCGCUACCUGGCCGUGGUCCAUCCCAUAAUGUUCAUCAGAUACCGACAGGUCCGGUACCGUGUGGCCUGCCUGGUCCCUCUGUGGACUAUUGCUACAGUCUGUGGCCUGAACAGCGUGUACUUCCCCAUGAGUAAGAUCCUGGUGUCUCUUGGAGGUCUCUGUGUCCUGGCCCCCUCUCUCUCCACCGAGACCAUGUGUAGUCUGGCCAUUGCCCGGACCCUGAGAAGACCGGGUCCAGGGUCCAGAGAGAGCGGGGGUAGCGGGCAGAAGAGGAGAGCGGUCCGGAUCACGGCGCUGCUGGCCCUCAUGGCGGUCCUCAACAACAUCAGCUUCAUUCUCUUCCCGGUCUUUGACAAGUCUUCCCACGAGGAUUUUUUCCCGGUGGCUCUGGCUCUUGGUACCAUGGGAAGUUCUACACAUGGUUUUUUAUACAUGAGCCGAGCCAGAAGGUCCCAGCGCAAGUAG